GCGCCGCCCUCGGCGAGGACGGCGGGCGCCCCCCGGGGAAGAUGAUGAAGGCCGAGGGGGGCGACCACUCCAUGAUCAACCUGUCGGUGCAGCAGGUUCUCAGCCUUUGGGCCCAUGGGACGGUGCUGAGGAGCCUGACGGAGAUGUGGUACUGGAUAUUUCUCUGGGCUCUCUUCUCCUCUUUGUUUGUCCAUGGUGCUGCAGGAGUUUUGAUGUUUGUAAUGCUACAGAGGCAUAGACAAGGGAGAGUAAUCUCUGUCAUUGCAGUCAGCAUCGGAUUUCUGGCUUCUGUAACUGGAGCAAUGAUUACUAGCGCUGCAGUAGCAGGCAUUUACAGAGUAGCAGGAAAGAACAUGGCCCCUUUAGAAGCUCUGGUGUGGGGAGUUGGACAGACUGUACUGACAUUAAUCAUCUCCUUUUCGAGGAUCCUUGCUACACUUUGAGGUUUCUGUGGAAAUGUCAUACUUCACACAAGGAAACAUGUACAGAUUCUCAGAACGCAUUGUUAACUUGUGGGAGUGAAAUUAUACAAGAAUGUGGAAGCUGCAAAAUGCGCUUUGAAGAUAUGAGGCAAGAUUGCCCUCUGGUGUUCAAGUGAUUGCACUACCGCACUGCACCUUACGUGCCUCCAUCCCAGGCAAGGCGCAUUACGCUCUGUGAAGCUACUAGAAAAAGAGCACCUUGUUUAGCUGUCAAUCAGAUCAACAUUGGUGUUGAAUGAUCGUUUUUAACAGUGUUGUGUUAAAGUUAGAGGGACGUUUUGAGGAAUUAAUCUAUGUGCCAAACAUUUGUUGUUUUUUUAAAAAACAUUUAUCCUGUGACAAUUUGCAAGUGUAGAUGCUAGAUGAGUGCUGUGAACAUAUUUGAUACAAAUUCAGGUAAUGUACUAAGAAUUUUGUUUUGUAAUGCUAAAUUCCAUAUGAGUGCUGAAUGCUGAAUCAUUUAAUGUGAGAUAAAUUAUUUGAGUUUAUUGUGAGCAUUUAUGGGAUUUAGGGCUUUAGGCAUUGUUUAAUUUAUGCUAAAAAUAAUGAAAAAACGUAAUGAAAAACUAGCUGAACUCUUUUUAAAGACCCAAAGUAGAUCUGUAGGGUGCAUCCUUUUCACUCAUUUAAAUAAUAUGCUUUUGAUAGCUUCCCUCCUACAUAUUCUAUUGAUAAGAAUUCAAACAUUUUAUGAGUCACACUCAUUGACGAUAGUUUGUGUGUCAUAAAAAUAAUUUGAAAGUUUCUUAUGUAUUUUGUAAGAAAAGAAGUCUGAAAUGCAUGUUGCAUUCUUUGGCCCUCCUAAAGAAGGUUUUUGCCAUGUGUUUCAUGGAGAAGACGUCUUUUUAAAUAGUAUCUCAGUGGGAUUAUACUACUUGUUGCAUAAAGCUUGAUUUUUGACAAAAUGUAAACAUUCUUUUAUUUCUGGAGUAUUAACUACUUAAAGAGUGGCCUAAAUUAGGCUGUAAAAAUAAAAAGCCUCAUUUCUAGAUAAGUAACAAGUUAUAUAGUAAUAAACCCUCUUACUCUGGAUGUAUGGUAUUGUAAUUUUGCUAAGUAAAAAUUGGGAGAAAUUGUAAAUGAUAAACUUUAAAAUUUGGCAGUGAAUCUGAGCAGAUCAAUACAGUACUAAACAUUUGAAUGA
Suncus etruscus (white-toothed pygmy shrew) is the source of this 1626-nucleotide messenger RNA. RefSeq names its product transmembrane protein 170B (gene TMEM170B). The record is from RefSeq and is a predicted model, not a curated record. NCBI's taxonomy places the organism in Eukaryota, Metazoa, Chordata, Mammalia, Eulipotyphla, Soricidae. Gene Ontology annotation, biological process: negative regulation of canonical Wnt signaling pathway. Gene Ontology annotation, cellular component: plasma membrane. The transcript is spliced from 3 exons. Bases 42 to 443 code for a protein of 133 amino acids.